Phoenix dactylifera (date palm) is the source of this 1546-nucleotide messenger RNA. RefSeq lists its product as uncharacterized. NCBI's taxonomy places the organism in Eukaryota, Viridiplantae, Streptophyta, Magnoliopsida, Arecales, Arecaceae. The record is from RefSeq and is a predicted model, not a curated record.
UAAAAUAACCGCAAUUCCGCCACAUCACCGAUGUCGGCCGAAAUUUCUCCAGCCGUAGCAAGCAAAGGUAAAUCCUCCCGGUCUAUUGUGGCCAGACCCGCCCCCGGUCUCUCCAGGCAGCCGGGCGUCCACGGAGGGGGUCUAAGAAACCAGUCCAUAGCAACGGUCCGCCAGCGGCUGCUGCUCUCUUCUCCCGUUCUUUUCCCCGAUGGGGAAAGGUGCGCUUCCCCGCCUGCUUGACCCUCGAUGUCGGAAGCUCUCAAAUAAUUGACGUAAAACAUUCGUUGUUGGUUCCGACGGUCUAUUGGGUCGCUCUCCGCUUCCCAGAAUUUGGUUUGCGAGCUGUGGUAAGGAGUCAAGUAGGCUGGCAUAAUGGCUGCAAGAACUGUCAGAAAACAGCUCAAUUGUGGUGAUAUUGAUGAAAGGAAAAAUGAAAGUAUGGACAAAUCAGAAGCGGAUGCCCUAAGACAACCUCUUCUGGCAGAACACGAUAAUGAUGAGAGCUACACUGAGGGGGGAGAUAGCUGCAGAGGCCAGCAAGACUUCUGGGAUGACAAGAAGCAGGAGUGCCUCCAAUGGGCAUAUCAUAUGUCACACUUCAUUGCUCAAUCGGCAAGGAGGAUUGCAAAUAUCUUCAUUGGAUUUGGAUCAUUCUUACGGAGGCUUUUCUGUCAUUCUUCAAUCAGUCAAAAUAGGCACAAUGAGAAAAAUGUUCCUAUAUAUCUUAGUCCUUUACAGGAAGAAAGAUUAAAAAAUUUAAGGCAGAGGUUGGAGAUCCCAUUUGAUAUCUCCCGAGUAGAUCAUCAGGAUGCCCUGAAACAACUUUGGCGGUUGGCUUAUCCUAAUCGCGAAAUUCCUCCUCUUAAAUCAGAUUUAUGGAAGGAGAUGGGCUGGCAGGGUUCUGACCCAUCAACAGAUGUCAGGGGCGGUGGAUUUAUAUCACUGGAGAACCUAAUCUAUUUUGCGAAAAACUACCCGGAUUCGUUCCAUAAACUGCUACACAAACAAAACGGAACAAGAGCUGUAUGGGAGUAUCCAUUUGCUAUAGCUGGAAUCAAUAUAUCCUUUACGCUGGUACAAAUGCUAGAGCUGCAGUCAGACGAACUAACUUCCAGAGUUGGAGCUCGCUUUCUGGAACUGCUUGGAGAAGAUGAGAUGGCAUUUGAUAAUCUUUACUGUGUCGCCUUUCAGAUGCUGGAUGCACAGUGGCUGGCAAGACGAGCUACUUACAUGGAAUUUAAUGAGGUUCUGAAGUCCACAAGAACACAAUUAGAGCAAGAGAUUGUGCUGGAGCAUAUCUCCAGCAUUCAAGACUUGCCUGCAUACAAAAUAUUAAGUAGGUAGAGUUUUCAUCUUUGGAAACUGUUAUUGGUUCUUUAUAUUUUCUGGUGAUCUUGUAUUUGUAAAAUUGAUUGAUGUUGUAUUUACAUAAAUAUACCAUACAUCAACAACAAUUGCCUAAUGACUUACUUUUCUCCCUCUCUGUGUAUAUUGACAACAGAUAAAGGAUCUUAACUUUGAAUCUCUAUGAGCUUCAAUAAAAAAA